AGGUUCUAUGGGGGCUGUAGUUAUUUUUUUCCCACGGAAGUAUCAUCCCAUUUUCCAUAGGUUUCGCAAGGUUUGCAUUGACGGUAGUGUGCGUUUCUCUGUUGGAAGAAUUUAGUCGUUUUGGCAUGAAAUUCGUGUACAGCAGUAUUUGAAGUUUUGGAGGCAUGUCCAAGAAAAGGGGCAGAAAGCGGAGUAGCGGGGAGCUGAGUGACACCACAGUGAUGACCCCUGACCCCAACAGUCUCCUAGGAGUGAGAAUACAACACAACUGGAGGGAGAAGGGCAACCAGAGCAAAUGGAAAGGCACCGUCCUGGACCGUCUCAGUGUCAACCCCUCACUAUUCAUGGUCAAGUACGACGGGUUUGACUGCGUCUACGGCAUCGAGCUAUUCAAGGACGAAAGGGUGUCUAAUCUACAGGUCCUCACAGAGAAACUUGUCAACAACAAGAUCAAGGUUCCUCACGGGGCAGAGGAUUUGGUAGGCAAAGCGGUGGAGCACCUUUUUGAGAAGGAGGAUGGAGAGAAGAAUGAGUGGCGAGGCAUGGUCCUCUCCAGAGCUCCCAUUAUGACUAACUGGUAUUACAUCACCUAUGAGAAGGACCCAGUGCUAUACAUGUACCAGCUGUGGGACGAUUAUGCCGAGGGAGAUCUCAGGAUCUUACCUGAAGCAGAAAAUAAGCACUUGCUUCCGGCCGACCGAAAGCCAGGCGAGGAGACUGAGAGUCUUGUGGGUAAGCAGGUGGAGUAUGUUACUGACAAAGGUGUGAAGCGAACAGGCCUAGUGAUCUACCAAGUCCCUGCCAAGCCCUCUGUAUACUACAUCAAAUACGACGAUGACUUUCACAUCCAUGUCUACGACCUGGUCAAGACCACAUAGGACACUUCUUUACUCACUCCAUCGCUUACUUUUCACUUAUCCUCCUCUCUCUAUCUCUCGAACUCUCUAAAGGCCCUGGAGGGUUUAACAGUUAUGCUUUGUCAUUCAGGAAGUGCAAUCUAUUAGUCCACAUUCAAUCUAGUUCUAUGAUAUGCACAGCAGAACUGUAGCAAUGCUAUUGUAGGCCACUAGGAGGAGGGUGGGAACGUGUACACUUGGAAGGACCUUUUUACCCUCCCCACUUCUUUGGUUACCCCAUUUUGUGGUUGUGCUCCACCGUAGACUCACAUCUUGGACAGUCCAGGAGUGCACCUUGCCCUAUGACAGACUCACAUCUUGGACAGUCCAGGAGUGCACCUUGCCCUAUGACAGACUCACAUCUUGGACAGUCCAGGAGUGCACCUUGCCCUAUGACAGACUUACAGUAUAGUGCAAGAACGACCACAUUUCAAUUGUUUCUCACAUCUUGAUGCUUAAUUCAAAGCAGAACUGAAUUAUAUAUUAUAAAACUAAAAGCUGCCCCCAGUAGCCAUUCAUAUUUGUUCCUUGAAUGACCAAACAGUGAGCAUGAUGUAUAAGUGAUUAUUUGUAGAGACUAGUUUGAGCUGUUUUGUUCAGUGAAGUGUUAGCUUUGAAAGUGAAAUGCAGUAAGCUGUGAUGCCCCUGAAAGCAUCAUUACAUUUUUUUGUUGUCUUUAUUAAUAGGCAACUAACUUUGUUUGAUUUGUGUCAGUCAGUUCAUAGACAAUCAUUCCUUGAUAAACCCACAGUGCUAUCAUUGGAUUCAUAGCACUGGGUUGCACUGGCCUAGGAGUAGUGUAUAGCAGUGUUUCCCAACUCCAGUCCUCGAGUACCCCCAACAGCACACCAUUUUGUUGUUGGCCCGGACAAACUCACCUGAUUCAGCUCAUUGAGGGCUUGAUGAUUAGUUAACCAUUGGAAUCUGUGUGCUUGUCCAGGGCUACAACAAAAAUCUUUGCUGUUGGGGUUAUUGGACGACUGGAGUUGAGAAGCACUGCUGUGUGGUGAUGGUUCAAACACUAUUUUGAACUGCCUCAAAUAACACUCAUAAUGCUGAAUCAAGACUUGUUAGAAACAAGGAAUACAGGUUUUCAUAAAGUUAGGGCCGAGAGUUUUUCUUGACCACACAACCUGAUGAGUUGUCCAGAUCAGGAAAACUCCUCACCCUAACAAUACCUGACAUGUUCAAAACAUCAUCAGACUGUAUGAUUAGCUUGAGGAGUAGAAUAGAGGCAGGGCUUUACACUACAUUCUGAUCUUCAAUAGAAAAUAAACAAGCAUCAUAAAGUGCCUUCAGGCUGAUCAUGUUGCCAUACUCUAUAUGUUUGCUAACCUCUCACAAUUUUAUUCUGUUUAAUGUUAAAGCCACUAUUUGGUCAGUAUUAGUAAAAGUAAAAAAUGCUCGAAAGAAACAAAUGUGUCAAAGACUACGUGACAAGGUUGUUGCUAUUGUCGGUUUGUAUUAGAGAAUAUGUGCAAUGUUGGCAGUUAAUGCAGUAUACAAUAAUGUCCCCCAAUAUAACAUCCAUGACCAACAACAACAAGUGGUAUAUUGUAGCAAUGGUAAACCAUAAUGGUAAAACGCAUGGAGAAAAUAAAACAUUUAUGACACGGCAUACAGUAUUUCAUCUGUAACUUUAGAUUGUGUUGUAAAUGUAUGCUGUUGUGAUUACUCCCGUUAUAUUGUAAAUAUCCCAUUGAAACACCAGCUUUAAAACUCAUCUAGAAAUCUCACUUAGAGAAAUGCAGCAAAGACAGCUUCCAAAAAAUCCUUAGGCCUGGUCCCUUGAGAGGAAAAAUACAAGUUUUCACUUUUUAAUCUUAUUUUAAAGACUUGGGAGCUACACUCCAUAAUGUAAUCCCAGGAAGCCCACAAACUCCAAUGGACUGGCUAGGAGAAUUCAGAUUUACAGUCUCCUGUCCUACUCACCACUCCAGGGUAUCCAGUCCAGGGUAUCCAGUCUAUCUCUUUACACAGUACAUUGGUCCAUGGUGCAUAAGGGUCAUUGUACUUAGGCUGUGUUUAGACAGGCAGCCAAUUCUUGUUGGUGAUCUUGUUUUUCACUAAUUGGUCUUUUGACCAAUCAGAUUAGCUCUGAAAAAGAUCUGUGAAAGGAUCUGAUGUGAUUGGUCAAAAGACCAAUUAGCGAGAAAUAAAUACUGAAUUGGGCUGCCAGUAUAAAUGUAGCCUUUUAUUGUCAGAUGUGCAUGCAUAACUUGAAUGCAACCAAGCAUAUUGGUUAUGACAGUUGCAGAGGUAUAAUAUGAUAUAUCUGGCAGAUAAUUUUGUGGCAGUCUUUGCAGUCCAAUUUUAGUAAAAUAUUUAGCUAGAAAAUGUGACUGUAAAAAAAUAAAAUUGUCAGGGCUUAUCUAUAGACGGGUUAGCUGACGUCACGAAAACGAUGCGCACGCUUCAAUGGGGCAGAAGACAGUGUGUUGUGAUUCUGGAUGGUCAGAUAGCUAGCAAAAAUGUCAAGAACCUGCCACGUGGGGAAUCUGUAGGUGGCUCGUUUUACCUAGUUCUUGAUACCAUGUCUUGUUUUGAGGCGUUUUGACUGAUGUCACAUCUAUGCUAAUAUUCUGUAACGUUAUAUUUGAGGGACAAGUGUAUGGGGUCAAUUUCACGCUAUAAUUAUUGAAUUCAAAAAUAUUAAAAAAAUGUGAACAUGAAAAAUAAAGUUGGGAAUGUAAACAUAUUUUAGAGAACGGGUGAAAUAAUGGAUGUUGAAAUCAAAAACCAAACAAUUGAAAGCAAAAUGUAUAGAAUUGGAAACACAAAUAAGACAAACUUUUAAGCAAAUAAUUUUAAAGCGAGAGCAAAACUCUAUGACAAAUUAUAUAUUUUUUUUAUUUGAAAACGAAUGCAAAAAUAGUUUUCGGUUAAACUUUCAACCAAUCCUAUUGAAUACAUUUUGCCUACGCUCUUGCCUGCAUGUGCUACCUUUUUGUUACGCAACUCGUAUCUUUGCUUUCUAUGUCCGUUUCUUUGCUCUCACUGCCAGUCUUUUCGAUUGUAAGUUUUGGCAUUAUUUUUCCGUGAAGAGCGGGGUUUAGAGGGAUGCGUAGACAAUGAGUCUCCAUUGGUCCACUCGUUUUGGAUUGACGGUUCGUCUUAACCCAAUCAAUGAACAUGAUAGACAGGCUUUUUUUCUAUUACCUACUUAGGUAGACGGUCUGACGUCACCUGGUUUUAGGGUUUUAGCUAACGUACUUCAAAAUUGUCAGUCACGGGUCAAUAAUGUACGGAUAUUAGAAGCAUGUCUAUCUAAUACAUUUAAUGACAAACCAUCUAACUACUUAGGUAAACAUAUGACUUACACCUGCGCCAAACGUUGUGCAACAGGUUAUUCAUAUGUUUACCUAAGUAGUUAGAUGGUUUGUCAUUAAAUGUAUUAGAUAGACAUGCUUCUAAUAUCCAUACAUUAUUGACCCGUGACUGACAAUUUUGAAGUACGUUAGCUAAAACCAGGUGACGUCAGACGGUCUACUUAGACAAGCUUUUUUCUAUUACCUACUUAUCGUGUUCAUUGAUUGGGUUAAGACGAUCCGUCACUCCAAAACUAGUGGACCAAUGGAGACUCAUUGUCUACACCUCCCUCUAAACCCCGCUCUUCACGGAAAAAUAAUGUCAAAACUCACAAUCGAAAAGACUGGCAGUGAAAGCAAAGAAACAGCCAACAAAAGCAAAGAUACGAGUAGCGUAACCAAAAGGUAGUACAUGCAGGCAAGAGCGUAGGCAAAAUGUAUUCAACAGGAUUGGUUGCUGGGAAAGUUUAACCGAAAACAAUUUUUGCAUUCGUUUUCAAAUAUAUAUAUAUAUUUUUACCAUUUGUCAUAGUUUUCCUCUCGCUUUAAAAUGAUUUGCUUACAAGUUUUUGGCUUUUGAUGUCUCAUUUUUGUUUACAAUUCUAUACAUUUUGCUUUCAAUUGUUUGGUUUUUCAUUUCAACAUCCAUUAUUUCACCCGUCCUCGAAAAUAUGUUUACAUUCUCAACUUUAUUUUUCAUGUUGACGUUAUAUUUUAUUUUGAAUUCAAUACAUAUGGAGUGAAAUUGACCCCAUACAAGUGCUCAUUGUGCACAUUUAUGUUUUCAAUAAACAUUGGAGACAAAAUAUAGUUUGUCAAAAAUCUAAGCCAACCCUGUAUGUUUUGCCCCAUAGUUGCGUACGUGUCGGUUUUGUUGCUAAACUACCAAUCUCUUAAUGCUACUUGUAUCACCACCAUUUGUGUUGUGGUGUUUCUAUGUACAGUAAAAUGAAACUCCAAAAGA
Molecule: messenger RNA, 5168 nt
Organism: Salmo salar (Atlantic salmon)
Lineage: Eukaryota; Metazoa; Chordata; Actinopteri; Salmoniformes; Salmonidae
Product: spindlin-Z
Biological process (GO): gamete generation
Source: RefSeq, a predicted model, not a curated record